Molecule: messenger RNA, 1631 nt
Organism: Monomorium pharaonis (pharaoh ant)
Lineage: Eukaryota; Metazoa; Arthropoda; Insecta; Hymenoptera; Formicidae
Exons: 2
Coding region: 321-1541 (406 amino acids)
Molecular function (GO): nucleic acid binding; zinc ion binding
Source: RefSeq, a predicted model, not a curated record
GUAUCGUCAAAAUAUAGUGACCCUCGAGAGUGCAGAGAUUGAAUUACCUUAUAAUUUCUGACACAUAUUCCUUUAACCUAUACUGCUCAAAACAGAGCACUCGGUUCGGUUGUGACCGCCAUACGAGACGGACGUAUUUUGUGAUUGUUCCGCCUAGCUAUCCGAGCUUCCCUUUCCUUCCAUAGUGUCUAUAGAUUGGUUUUUUUUUGUGUUUGGUGCUGUUUUCCUCCACUUAUUCGGGGGGUUGCUGUGUAAAUAAUUAUAUUUUACGCUCCCCCUUCGGAGGGGGAGCUUUGCUUGAUUAGCUUUAACAAAUAAUUAUGGCUGAGCCUGUUGAAGGGCAGCCUACGGGUGAUAGCCCGUGUGUCUCUAGCGAUGUAACUUCAGAGAAUGCUCACAAGAAAAUGAAAAUUAGUGUCUCGGAGCAGGCCUUUGAUUCUGCCAUCAAGGAAUUUAUGGAAAAGGAGCAUCCGGCUACAACAGAAUGGAGUAUCGUGAAGGACCGUAAAAGCGUUUCUUCAAGAAGGCACAGGGACGAGGAGAUUAACAAAAGGCGCAAUAUAUCGACUUAUUCUCAUGAAGGUGUCUCGGAAGAUGCCAUGGAUAUAGAAUUAAGUAAUGCUACUAAUAGUAAUGACAACCGGCCCCGCGACUUUUUAAUAAACCAUGCGGCUCCGGGAAAUAAAAGUAAAAAUAGUAAUAAUGACGACAAGGCAAAAUCAGUGCCUCGAGAUAAUAUUAAGGACAACGUGGCCUCCGACAUACUUUCACGUGAUACAAUUGAGCCCAGUGCGCCCUCAGAUACACAACAUAACAGAGAGAUAUAUACGGUUAUCGGUACACAUUUGAAGAAAUGUACACAACACGUGCAGACCACGAUUGCAAGGUACGAUAGCAGUUUUCGAGGGAAAACAAAAAUCACAUUAAAGCUUUCUCCUGAUCAAACGUCUUCGAGAAAAGGUAAAAACCUCAUUAAAAUUUGGAUGUUGCUAUCAGAAUAUCGUAUUAGCCUGACGACGAUAGAUAUGUUGAAUCAGUUUACCGCGGAAGCUGAAUUUAAAGAUUAUAUCGAUGCGAAUUUAGCCUUGGAAAAGAUCGAAAAAAUUCCGGAACCAAAAAAAUUAAAAUCCUUUAUAGAACAACGGGCCAUGAUUAGUAGGGGCGUCAUAUCUGAUUGGCCUUUGUCGAUAGAAGACUUGUGGUCGGUAAUUCAGGAUAGAACAAGUAUCAUUGGAGUUGAGCGUAUGUAUCGACGUAAAUGGAUUAGUGAGGAGAAAAGGUCGGUUCUAGCAGAAACGGAUAAUAUCAUCGUUACCUUCAAGGGAGCUGGUGUUAGAGACCUAAAAAUUUUUAAUAAUAACAUUGGUCUUAAGGUUAGACCGUUCGUUCCUCAGACAAGGCAGUGUUUUAAUUGUUAUAGGUUUGGUCAUACCAAGGUUUCAUGUAAGAGUGAGACUCAAUGCAUUGUUUGCGGAGAUAAAGCCCACAGAGAAUGUAACGGACCAGUCAAGUGUCGUAAUUGUGGUGUGCUAGGCGCCUGAUUGAGGAGGAGAGCAGAUCUUCUACGUUCUCUCGGGACAUGGUGGUGAACCGGGAGAAUUGGCCGAAUCUGUGUCCUAUUGUAAAUACAU